AUGAGUGUGUUGACAUCCGAUCAAGUCACUGGGUCACUCAGGCAACUCAAGGGCUCCUUCACUCUCGUGCGUGACCGCUUCAAGAGCUUUCAGAAGAGAGGGUUGAUCGAGACACACGGCCCCACCAUCAAGCAAUCCCUGUCACGGAAGAGGAGGGUGGUGGAGCAGGGCAGUCGGGGGGCGAGGGAGCGGGAGAUGCAUGCUGAAAUCCAGGCCAUGCGGGCGGCAAGGCACGAGACCAAGAAGGCUGCGGCAAAAGCUGCUGCAGAGUCUAGCAACCUGGAGUUAAAUAUUGCAUCAGAGAAGCAAGAGGUCGCACAGCAGACGAGAAAGGGUCGAAGCGUGCGAGCAGAGAUACAACAAGCCGACAGUCGCCCGUCGACCACCUCCGACUCGCACAGGUAUCGCACAGCCGCCAAGCAGUCGUACAGCAGCCGCACAGCAGUCGCACAUCGAUCGAGCGACAUGGCGAAUCUGGGAUUCUUCAAGGAAGUAAUGGCGGAAGCGGUAGACAGGGCGAAGGGUGCCGUGGUGGAGAAGACGCAGGCGGCGGUGGGGAAGGCGAGGGAGAUGGUGGGACUGGUGGAUGCCUCGGCGGAACCCUCCGCGCCUCCCCCGGAGCCGUCGAUUUUGGACGAACUAAAUCAGUACUGCUCGCUCACACUGAAACAGAGAAUAUACGGCUUUGCCACGUGUCUCUGCAUCGGCAUCUUCUGCACGCUCAUGUCCAUUCUUGUGUUCCCACAUCCCAUCAAAUUCGCUCUCACCUACUCGAUUGGGAACCUCAUGGCCAUUGGCAGCACAGGGUUCCUGAUUGGUUUCAUGCGGCAGCUCAAGAUGAUGUUUGAUCCGAUCCGAAUUGGUGCCGCGAUCGUCUUUGUCCUCUCACUCGUUCUCACGCUCGUUGCUGCUCUUUAUGUUCAAGACGCCCUUCUCACUCUUCUCUGUAUCGUCGUGCAAGCGUGCGCCCUCGUAUGGUACUCAUUAAGCUACAUCCCCUUUGCACAGUCGUCUGCUAAAAGGUGCAUGCGCAUGUGCUACGAGGCGGAGUUUUGA
Messenger RNA from Closterium sp. Yama58-4, 1056 nucleotides. The record is from the annotation of a GenBank genome assembly. Lineage: Eukaryota; Viridiplantae; Streptophyta; Zygnematophyceae; Desmidiales; Closteriaceae.